AAAUGCAGGGCCUUAGCUCGAACAGCAUUCAGAGGCAAGAAAAGGAGCAGCAUUUUGCAGGGCAGAAUGGCCCAUUCAGCGGCACUGCUUCCUCUUCCCGCGUCAUCUUCUUCCCCUUUCUCAUCGCUGAGACAGAAGACUGCAGCAACUGCAGCCGCAGCGGGCCAGAGAGGGCCGAGUGUUUAUCUCCAUGAGAGAAGGCAACUCAUACACGGCCUGGUUGCUGCCGGGGUGGGUCUGGUUCUGGUGGCGCCGGAGGAUGCACGUGCCGCGAAGAGGCGGCCGCCUCCGCCGGUGACGGAGCCCGGAGAGGAGAAGGCUGACCCUAACGUGAGCGGUGUGCUGGCCAAAGUCCUUGCGAGCAAGAAGAGGAAGGAGGCCAUGAAAGAAGCAGUCGCCAAGCUGAGGGAGAAAGGGAAACGCAUUGACGAACCGCCUCAGUGACAGAGAUUCUUCGCAUCUUCUUCGUUUGGUGCUAAUUUUGCUCUGUUUUCCUGAUUGUAAUAAUUCCAUCAAGCAAACUGCAUUUGCAUUCUAAUCAAAUCCAAGAACCCUAAAAAAUUUCAAAACCUCCUACUUAAUAUCUGUAUUUUAACUUUCAUAAUUUUAAAAACACGUCGCAUAUUCUUAUUAUA
Molecule: messenger RNA, 635 nt
Organism: Zingiber officinale
Lineage: Eukaryota; Viridiplantae; Streptophyta; Magnoliopsida; Zingiberales; Zingiberaceae
Exons: 2
Coding region: 67-444 (125 amino acids)
Source: RefSeq, a predicted model, not a curated record